Messenger RNA from Rotaria sp. Silwood2, 3354 nucleotides. Lineage: Eukaryota; Metazoa; Rotifera; Eurotatoria; Philodinida; Philodinidae. The record is from the annotation of a GenBank genome assembly.
AUGAGUGCAUAUCGACAAAUUCGUUUAGUUUUAUGGAAAAACUUCACCAUUCGACGAAGGCGAUGGCCUCGUGCAAUCUUUGAAUUAAUUUGGCCGUUAUUUUUAUUUCUUAUUCUUAUGUGGAUACGUGCACGAAAUUUAGUAUUUUAUUAUGAUGCUUGCCAUAACGACGUAAAAUACCUUGGAUCAACUGGUUUUUUACCAGCAUUACAAACAUAUAUUUGUCGAUGGAACAAUACAUGUCAUAAUUAUACCAAUCCAAAUGGAGCUAUUGUAGCAAAUAUAACAAUAAAUGAUUUUAAUCAAUCAAUACCAAUAACAAUUAUGACUAUACUUUUUUCAAAUCCUGUUAAUGUAUCUAAUCUUCAUCAACCAUGGUUCAUUAAUAGAACUAAUUCAUUAUCGAAUAUAAAUGUUGCUGCUGAAAUAUUUUUUGCAUCUUUACAAACAAAUUAUGCUUACUCUUAUCAAUCAGACACAAAUAUAAAACAAUCAUUUUGUAUUGAUGGACAAUUUAAUCAAACAUUUUUAAUUCAUGAAAUACAAUCGAUUGAAGCAAAUGAUUUUUUAUGUAAUAAUCUAUCAACAAUUGAUUUAAAAAAUUUUUUAAUUACUGUACAACAACAACUUGAUAAACAAUUUUUAAUUAAUCUGGAAUCGUAUAUACAGAGUACUGUUCUUAAUGUUGUACAGAUGAUACAAAUCAUUCAAAGCAUAGCAUCUCAAUUAGAUUUAUUCAAUAAUGGAUUUUCACUUACAGAAAUUAACGCUAGUUUAAGUUUAGCAUUAUUAUGUGGUGGACGUAAUGAUCUUACAAUUUUUUUUCCUUCAACUUCAUCUGGAAAUAAUAGUUCAUUGAAUAAUUCAACAACAAAAGAUAGUCGUUCAGAAGAAGCUUCAUCAAAAGCUGAUGCAACCAUUAAUAUUGAUUGGAAUAAUUUAGCAUUAAAGUUACUUAAUUAUAAGGCAUCCGAUAUUUGUCAACAAUCAUAUCAAGUUGGUUCUGGUAAUGCUAAAAACAAUGUGUCCGUUAAUCGAGCAUGUCGUUGUGUUUUAUUUAAUGAAGUAUUUAAUUCCAAUGAACAAUUAGAACUACUUAAUCAUGUUAUACGUCCAUUACUAUAUGGAAAAAUAUAUUAUUAUCCAUCAAAUAUUUAUUAUGAUAAUUUAAUCAAACAAAUUAAUCAAACAUUUGAAUCAUUAGAUGAAUUAGUAAAAUUAUUUCGUCAAAUACAAUCAACUAUACAAAUAACAUAUCAAAAUUUUUUAAUAAUAUGUAAUUUAGCAUCGAAUUCAUUUAGUAUUUGUCAACAAUUAAAUUUUGAUACAACACCAUUAUCUUUAUUUACAAUAUUAACAGAAUUUAUAGCUUGUGCAGAUAGAAAUCGUUUUGUUCCAAUGACAAGUGAAUCAAAUAUGAUAGAAGAAGGACAAAGUAAUGCAUUAACAGAUAGAUUUCUAGCUGGAAUUGUAUUUCUUAAUAAAAUAUCAAAUAAUGAUGGUUUACCAAAACAUAUUCAAUAUAAAAUACGAAUGACACUUGAUAAGGUUGAUACUACAAUGCAAACUCGUGAUGAUUAUUUUGCAUAUUCACCUCGUCAUUCGGUACCAUUAAAAACAAAAUAUCAUACUUAUACAUUUAUUUAUUUACAAAAUGCUCUUGAUCGUGCUAUUAUUCAUGCACAAACAGGAUUAAAUCUAUCAUAUGGUGUACAAACACAACAAAUGCCUUAUCCAUGUUGGAUGGAUGAUACAUUUGCUAAAAUACUUAGACAAAUGUUACCAUUAUUUAUGGUAUUAAGUUGGAUAUUUACUGUAUCAAUGACUGUUAAGGAUAUUGUUUAUGAAAAAGAAAAACGAUUAAAAGAAAUAAUGAGAAUUAUGGGUUUAUAUGAUUCUGUUCAUUGGUUUACAUGGUUUAUUUUAUGUGCUCUUAUUAUGGUAAUACCAGCUACAUUACUUGCCAUUAUUCUCAAAUUUGGAAAAAUAACUCAAUUUUCAAAUUUUCUUAUAAUAUUUAUUCUCUUUAUUUGUUAUACAUUGGCAACAAUCAAUCAAUGUUUUUUUAUAAGUGUUUUUUUCAAUCGAGCUAAUUUAGCUGCUUGUGGUGCCGGAAUUAUUUAUUUUGUUCUUUAUUUACCUUAUAUACUUUUAAUUAAUUUUGGUAGUCAAACAUUAAUAUGGCAUAAAAUGAUUGCAUGUCUAUCAUCAACAGUUGCAUUUGGACUUGGUUGUGAUUAUAUAAUUCGAUUUGAAGGUAUGGCUCAAGGUAUUCAAUGGAGCAAUAUAAAAAAAGGUGCACAACCAAAUGAUAAUUUUUCAUUUCUCUAUUGUAUGAUUAUGAUGAUUGUCGAUUCCAUUCUUUAUAUGUUAUUAACUAUUUACAUUGAAAAUGUAUUUCCCGGUGAAUAUGGUAUUCCUCAACCAUGGUAUUAUCCAUUGACAAAAACAUAUUGGUUUGGUUAUGAUGUUAAAAAGAAUCGUCAACGUACAAAUGAAAUCAAUCAAAAUCAAAUCAAUACAAAUACGAAUAUUGAAAGCAAUGAUAAUGAUAAUAUUCAUCAAGAAGAUAUUGGUGUUGAUAUACAAAAUUUAUCGAAAUAUUAUCGAAAUAAAAUAGCCUUAAAAAAUUUAUCUGUAAAAUUUUAUCGAAAUAUGAUAACAUCAUUUCUUGGACGAAAUGGUGCUGGUAAAAGUACAACAUGGUCUAUAUUAACUGGUUUACUUCCACCAUCAAGUGGUACUGCAUUUAUUGAUGGUUAUAAUAUAAUAACUGAUAUUAAAAUUAUACGAAAACGAUUAGGUUUUGUACCACAAUAUAAUAUUUUAUUUGAUCGUUUAACAGUUAAAGAACAUUUAGAAUUUUUUUCGGCAUUAAAAGAUUCACCACCAAAAUUAAUUGAAGAUGAAACAAAAAAAAUGCUUGAAGAUUUAGGAUUAGAAAAUAAAUCAAAAAAUUAUUCAACUCAAUUAUCUGGUGGAAUGAAAAGAAAACUUUCGAUUGCUAUUGCAUUUAUCGGAAAUUCUACAACAGUUAUUUUAGAUGAACCAACAGCAGGUGUUGAUCCAUUCGCUCGACGAGCUAUAUGGGAUCUUAUACUUAAAUAUAAACUUGGUCGUACAAUUGUAUUAUCAACUCAUCAUCUUGAUGAAGCUGAAUUAUUGAGUGAUCGUUUAGCAAUAAUUUCAUCCGGUGAAUUAAAGUGUAUUGGUACAACAAUGGAUUUAAAACAUAAAUAUGGUGAAGGUUAUAAUUUAAUUGUUGAAUUAACAUCAAUAUCAGAUGAAAAUGAGCUUAGAAAACAACAACAGUUGGCAGUAAUUAUUCAUAUUUCUAAUUUUACGUAUUGUUAA